Poecilia latipinna (sailfin molly) is the source of this 744-nucleotide messenger RNA. RefSeq names its product protein sidekick-1-like. The coding region runs from base 1 to 717 and encodes 238 amino acids. The record is from RefSeq and is a predicted model, not a curated record. NCBI's taxonomy places the organism in Eukaryota, Metazoa, Chordata, Actinopteri, Cyprinodontiformes, Poeciliidae. The transcript has 5 exons.
AUGACUUGGGAACACCUGAGCUUCCAGCGGGCCACCCUGGGGGUAAUCAAGGCCAGUCCAGUGACCAGUGAGUUGGUGAUGAUCAGCCUGGAUCUGGUGAAGAUCUGGCUGUUGGUGAUGAGCAUGGAGAGGCUGCAGAGGAUCAAGGACCAUCAGGCGGUCUCCGGGUCCAAAGCCAUGACCUGUGAGGGAACCAACGACAGCACCGUGAUGAGAGGACUGUCUUUGGAACCGGCCCAGACCGGGCACGGCAUCAAGGGGUUCCAAAUGGUGGUGCAUUUGUCGUGUUUGGCCACAGCCAAAGUUGCUCCCUACUUGCAAGGAGGAGAACGGGGGCAGCAAGUGGUACUGGAGGGAAACAGGCUGGUGCUGACCUGCCCAGCUGGAGGCAGCUGGCCUUUGCAGUACCGCUGGACUCUGAACAACACUAACAUCACAGACUGGACACCACAAUACAGGUUGUCUGUGCCAUCUCUGCAGAGGGCUGAUGCUGGCUUGUAUCAGUGCAUGGUGAGGAACAGGAUGGGGGCUGUAAUACACAGGAGAACAGAGGUACAAGUUGCCUUUUUGGGAAAUUUCACUUCUGGGGAGCAGAGAAAGACAGCGACUCAAGGCCGAGCCGUCAUCAUCAGCCCACCUCCGUUGGCUUCAUUUCCCCAACCCCUGGUCACAUGGUACAAAGACGGACAUAAGAUCAUCCCCAACAACCGAUUGUAAGUUGUUUUUAUCUAACUCCUUCCUUCC